This is a messenger RNA of Macrobrachium nipponense, 2765 nucleotides long. Its product is annotated as mucin-2-like. Lineage: Eukaryota; Metazoa; Arthropoda; Malacostraca; Decapoda; Palaemonidae. The transcript has 2 exons. The record is from RefSeq and is a predicted model, not a curated record. Bases 94 to 2370 code for a protein of 758 amino acids.
AUCCACGAGGAGGAAUCAUUGUCAAUCUUAGCUCGCUUCUCCUCUCUCGACUUUCCUUCCCCCUUCCGUUUCCCCUGUGCCCGUCGAGGAAGUAUGGAGAUUAUAUGGCUCGUUCUAUGUGUAGCUGCAGGAAUAGUCAAAGGACAGCCAGUAGAACUUGCCUAUUCAACUCCAGAUCUUUCUGCCGUGAGAUCUGAGCCCGCAGAAACCCCAGGACAUGCUGACGAUGCCUUCCAAUUUGCCUACGCAGUAGCUUCCCCAGAACACGGAACUUACCAUGGCCAUCAAGCAACUCGGGAUCAGCAAGGCCACACUUCUGGAUCUUACUAUGCUCUCGGGGCAGAUGGAAAUUGGCGUCAAACUAUCUAUGCUGAUCAAGGAAAAGGAUUUCAAGCGCUUUCCAACCAAAGACCUGCUGGAUCUCCACCACCUCAAGUUUCUGCCGUGAAUUAUCAGAUCUUCGUUCACCCAGGGGCCACUGCGAUCUCAGCCUCUGGGUCUGGACCCCCAGCAGACAUCUCACUGUUUAGGGUCAAAGGAGCUGGUCGUGCCUUUCCUUCUCAAAGAGGUCUCUUCCUGGGAAGCUUCUUUGAUGAUUCUGAUGAGGAUGAUGACGAUUCCGAUGAUGAUGAUGAUGACGAUGCGAGUUUCAGCUUAGAAAGUGACUACGACAACGAUGAUAAUGAUGAUUUUUUCAGUCAAAACUUCAAUUUCAACUUUAGACAAGAAGAUGAUAAUGAGGAAAAUGAAUUGGAAGACACUGAGAAUGAUGAAGACAAUGAUGAAAAUGAAAAUGAAAAUGAUUCAGUAUUUCCUAAAUUUGCCACACCUACUGCAACCUCCGCCUUUCGUCCUUCACCCAUUUCCACACGCGUUAGACCCUCUGCCCCAACACCUGGACGUAUUCCUUCCUUUGCCUCUGGCCCCGUUCAGGCACCACUUUCUGCCCCACCACCGCCUGCACGCAUUCCAGCCUUUGUUCCCGCUCGUACUCCGGCCGAAGAAGAUGAAGACGCUUCAGUUAUACAAAGCGAUGAUGCUAAUUCUAAUGAAAACGGCUCAGAGUUCCCUCAGCAUGCUAAACCUGUUGACGCAAGUGUUCCUCGUCUUUCAACAGUUUCUAAUCAAGCAGUCUUUAACGCUCCAUCAAGUAGAAAUAUUCCUGCCUUUGCCCCAGCAUCUCCACGUAAUCCAGAUUUCGGUCGUGCCCCUACACCUGCACCUUUAGGUAUUCCAGCCUUUAGCCCUGCAGCCACACCAGGACCAGCCUUUGUCCCUGCCACUACACCAGCAUCUCCACGUAAUCCAGAUUUCGGUCGUGCCCCUACACCUGCACCUUUACGUAUUCCAGCCUUUAGCCCUGCAGCCACACCAGGACCAGCCUUUGUCCCUGCCACUACACCAGCACCAGCCUUUGGCCAGGCAGUCACUAUAAGUUCCAUUCCUGUUCGUAAUCUCGACACUGCUCUUGGAACAUCUGCACCUAUCACUCACUCUACUACUCCAUCGCCAGUUUUCCCUUCUGUUCACACGCCUUCUCCUAUAGUUACAACACCAGUUCAAUUCAAUUCACUAUCCCAGGCUCCUGUUUCAGCAAAUGUUAUAAAUCCGUCUCCUACAUUUUUAAAUGCUUUUUCAGAAAGAACUCCAUCUGUGCACCAAACUUCAGAAUCUUUAGCUACUCCUGGUACUGUUAGAGUUAGCUCUACACAUCAAAGUACUUCUCCUAUAUUAAACCAAGCCCUGGAGUUUGCAAGUGCUCCCAUAUUUCCUUUCGCCUUUGUUCCAACUUCUGCAUUUUCAGCUGCAUCAUCUCCAGUGAACACUGCUUCACAGCAAAGAACACAGAAUAUCAUCCAGUCGCUGACGAAAACACCCUUACAAAGCAAUCUUCAGCAAUCCCUUAACAACCGUCUUACAAGCCCUAUUAAUAUAAGAGCUCAAGCUCCAAUUCCACUUAGUCAUACAAACAGAUUAACAGCCCAGUUACCUGAUGCUGGGUCUGGAAUAACACAGACUCCACUUUCUGCAUUCGUGCAAAGUUCUGUGUUCACAGCAGCACCCAAAACAAUAGCUGUGUCUACAGCUCAGACAGGAAGCCAUUCUCCAGUCAACAUCCAAACACAGCACCAAGUUAACCCUUCUACACUGAGAGGAGCAGGAGUACCUCUUGGUUUGACAGGGUCACAGUCAUCAGGAAGUGCACUGCGCCACCUUGGCAGAGCAGACAAUGCUCUCGCUGGAAACUUACUAAGUCACAGUGGAGGUCUUCAGUCUACCAUAAUAGGGACAACUCCCAUUCAUGCCAUUAACCGCUCAGGGGUUGCGGCCGAUCCAGGCGAAGUGGGUAUUCCUCUUUUCACGGUAUAAUAAAUAAAUCUAAAGUCGAAUAUUCUUAUGCCGAAGACUAUAUUUUUGAUGAAUGCUUUCAUGAGAAUCAUUUUGCAUUCCCCGUUUUAUAAAUCUUUUGACGGACAGUAACAAAGUUUGCAGAUGUGUUUAAGUAUAAACUCUUUAACUAGAGUGCAAAGAUUAACGUUAUUAGUUAAUUCUUAAUAAUAAUGAUGACAUUAUUCAUCUGCUUAUGAUGUUAUAUAUAUUUUUUAUAAAAAAAUGUUACCAAGAAAAACAGCAGUCUCAUUAAUAUGAUGGGAUGAUGCUAAAAAAAUAUUAAUUCUGUUGAAAAUAUUUUCAUAUAUAUUUUUUAUUUUCUAUAAUCUUAAGUCUGUGUGUAUGAAACUUGUCCAAUAAAAGAUAUUAUAAUA